Molecule: messenger RNA, 2179 nt
Organism: Bombyx mandarina (wild silkworm)
Lineage: Eukaryota; Metazoa; Arthropoda; Insecta; Lepidoptera; Bombycidae
Source: RefSeq, a predicted model, not a curated record
UUGUUUAGCAAAUAAAUAAUCUAGACUUUUUUAAAUAACCAAAGAUAUGUAAUAUAAUUUAUAUGUAAUUUAAGGAACAUCACAAAAUGUGGGCGAAUAUAAUUCAUGUGAAAAUUGUGAUAAUAUGCUUAGUGAUAUUAAUGUUGGUUUAUUGUGAUUGUAAUGUUAAAAAGGGCGCGAAAAUAAGAUUUAAGAAAAACGGUGAUAUAGAUAAGCGGAAGAAUACUUCAAUUAAAAAUAAAGCGAAUGACACCUUUAAAAAUGACGCAAGAGGAUUUUUUGGUGGUGGCCUCUUCUCCUUCAGCAAGGUGCUGAACUUCUUCCCGGUGGGCGGGGAGAGAGAGUGCCAGCCGACUGGUUUUAACAUUGCCAAAGCCGGCAUUUGUCUCAAUGCCUACGACUGCAGACAGCGCGACGGGCGAGCUGCCGGGGACUGCGCUCAUGGACUCGGAGUUUGCUGCGUUUUUGAGGUGACCUGCGGUGGGGUCGUCCAAAAUAACUUGACGUACUUCAUGUCCCCCGAGUUCCCUGAGCUGUGGAGCGGCGAUGAAGAUUGCAACAUCACUAUAGACAAGGCUUUCGCUGGCAUCAUGCAGCUGAGGAUUGAUUUCGUACAUUUCACUAUCGGUCAACCCAAUAGGACAACUGGGGAGUGCGACGAGGACGCUAUGAUAUUAGGGGACGGGGAAACGAAAUUUGUUUUGUGCGGACAGAAUCCCGGACAGCAUUUUUACUACACACUAUCCAGCAACAGCGAGAGAAGGGAAGCAGGGGACUUGGCUGGAAGUAAGUCUACGCAGCUAUCGAUGAGAAUGCGGGCGUUGGAUACUCCAAGGUUAUGGCUGAUGAGGCUCGCACAAAUGCCGCUAGCUAAUUCAGCUCCGCACGACUGUCUCCAAUACUACACUGAAAACAAUGGCACAAUAAAGACAUUUAACUACGCCAAGAACGGCCGCCACCUCGCCGACCACGAGUACCGCUCCUGCGUCAGGAGGAACUCCGGGUUCUGUUCCAUCAGAUACGCGCCUUGCAACGAGCACUCCUUCAGGAUAGGGCCCAGGGGGAACAGACCGGGACCAACGGAGCCUACGGCUACAGAACCCGAUGAAGUGAUGCCAGCAGAAGACAAUCAAAGCGAGGAAGAUGAUCUAGAAGGUUCUGGGAUGGAUCCGCAAAUAGAAGCAUCUCCUCCAGUGACAAGACCUAACACAUUGUCUAGGAUCUGGAGUUAUAUCUGGUCUUGGAUGUGGGGACAGACUGGCCGAGCCCACAUCCGCUGGUCUCCGUACACCCAGUACCUCAACGAAGAUGACAAAAUCCGUUAUUUCGGCUACGGUACCUUCGGGAUAGGUCUCAAAGGCUUCGGGAGGCAGAGGUGCGAAGACAGGAUCACUGUGCCCUGCGAGAAUGAGUAUUUCGUUUCGAGCAGCGCGUGGGGCGGCGGGGUGUGCGACCCGCACCACUGCGGCGGCUCGUUCUGCCCGGGGCUCCCGGCGGCGCGGUGCUGGGUGGAGACGUCCAGCACGCCGUUCGCGGUCUCCGUGCACCUCGGGCCGCCGACACCCAAACAGAGCCCCGAGGACAACAUCGGCGCCUGCCUCAGGUACGUCCAGCUGCCCUGCGACGCCUAGACCCAAGCGCCUAGACUUGGACGAAGAAACGUAGCUCGGAUACUUGUCUCGCAGCUCGAAAUAGAGGCGGGCCAUUUUAUUUCGACCCCAAAAAGGCGAUUGUGGUACAUGCAUACUUCGAGAUUGUGGCUUAACUUUGAAAAAUCACUGGAGUUUGGCUUCAAAGGAGCUCCAAUCUAUUAUUGGGACUUGCAGAUAUUCUCAACGCUUACAGAAAUUUGACAAUUUGGAGUCUUGUUAUUACGAAGUUUGGACGUAGAACAAGGGGACAGUCACGUGGAACAGAUCAGAACAGUAAGAGAAAUAUGGCUCGUGCAUUAUCUAAGACCACAUAAAUUGGACGUAGUUACAGAAGAAGCUUGUACCAAGCGUCGUAACGGUUGAUGAGAAAGAAGAAGAAUUAGUUAUCAAUGACUAUAUAUCAAAGAAUACUAUUCCGUCCUCAUUUCUUUUGUUUGUUAGAACUCACCUUCUCUUUUUGGGGAGCGACAGUUGUGGUCGUUUAAUCUUGAAAAUGAUCUUCAAAGAAGAACCAGCCACGUCCUAAA